This is a messenger RNA of Indicator indicator, 2148 nucleotides long. RefSeq names its product solute carrier family 44 member 5 (gene SLC44A5). The record is from RefSeq and is a predicted model, not a curated record. Gene Ontology annotation, molecular function: transmembrane transporter activity. Gene Ontology annotation, cellular component: membrane. Lineage: Eukaryota; Metazoa; Chordata; Aves; Piciformes; Indicatoridae. The transcript is spliced from 22 exons. Bases 1 to 2148 code for a protein of 715 amino acids. Gene Ontology annotation, biological process: transmembrane transport.
AUGGACAGAGAUGAAGAAAACUACUAUGGAAAACAUGGUGAACCAAGGAAAUUUGACCCAAAGUUCAGAGGACCUAUUCAUAACAGGCACUGUACAGAUGUUGUUUGCUGUGUGAUCUUCAUAGUCGUCAUCCUGGGCUACAUCGCAUUGGGAAUCGUGGCUUGGGUGCACGGUGACCCCAGAAAAGUGAUUUAUCCAACUGACAGCUAUGGGCAGUUCUGUGGUCAGAAAGAUACCCCCAAUGAGAACAAGACCAUUUUAUUUUACUUUAACAUUCUGAAAUGUGCCAGCCCCAUUGUGUUAAUAAACCUACAGUGCCCUACAACACAGCUUUGUGUCUCAAAGUGCCCAGACAGGUUUGCAACCUACAUUGAUGUUCAAGCUUCCUACAGAUACAAACCAGAUCAGUGGAAUUACUUCAAGCAGUUCUGCAAACCUGGUUUUAAUAAUCCUCGCAAGUCUGUUGCUCAAGUCCUACGUGAUGAAGAUUGUCCUUCGAUGAUCAUUCCAAGCAGGCCUUUUCUUAAGAGAUGCUUCCCAGACUUCUCCACGAAGAAUGGUGUCCUAACUGUGGCAAAUCAGACCACUUUCAAAGAUGGAAGAGGGAAAACAAGGAAUGUAACUGAUCUCAGGGAAGCUGCGAAUGGCAUCAAUAAUGUCCUGGAUGCAAGAUCAGUUGGAAUGAAAAUUUUUGAAGACUAUGCCAUUUCUUGGUAUUGGAUUUUAAUUGGGCUGUUCAUUGCAAUGAUUGUGAGUCUGCUCUUCCUUGUCUUACUGAGGUUCACAGCUGGGGUUCUCUUCUGGAUUUUCAUCUUUGGUGUAAUUGGAAUUAUAGGCUAUGGUAUCUGGCAUUGUUACUGGGAAUAUGAUCAUCUGAAAGGGAAACCUGGAUCUGACCUCACUGUUUAUGACAUUGGAUUCCAGACAGACUUCAGAGUGUACCUGCAACUGAGGCAAACAUGGUUAGCAUUUAUGAUAACACUUUGUGUGGUUGAGGUCAUAAUCAUACUGAUGCUGAUCUUCCUAAGGAAUCGGAUCCGAAUUGCAAUUGCACUGUUGAAGGAAGGUAGUAGGGCUAUUGGCUAUAUAAUGUCUACAUUGUUCUACCCCAUCGUCACCUUCAUCCUCAUUGCAAUUUGUAUUUCCUACUGGGCUGUGACAGCUGUUUUUCUGGCUACAUCAGGAGAACCUGUGUAUAAAGUAAUGGCUAACCAAACACUGUGCAAGUAUGCAAACCUGACUUGUGACCCAGAGACUUUUAACACAACAAAUGUGACUAAAUUGUGUCCAGGUGCUCAGUGUACUUUUGCUUUUUAUGGAGGAGAAAGCCUGUACCACAAGUACAUCUUCAUCUUCCAGUUAGCCAAUGCCUUUGUCUUUCUGUGGCUGGUGAACUUUGCAAUUGCACUGGGUCAGUGUACCCUUGCUGGUGCCUUUGCCUCUUACUACUGGGCCUCUCGAAAGCCAGCUGAUAUCCCACUGUGGCCACUCUUCUCCUCCUUUGGACGAGCAAUACGAUACCAUACAGGUUCGCUGGCAUUUGGAGCCUUAAUUCUUGCAAUUGUCCAGCUUAUUAGAGUAAUACUGGAGUACUUGGAUCACAAACUGAAAGGUACACAGAACUCCUUCACUAGAUUUCUACUCUGCUGCCUCAAAUGCUGUUUCUGGUGUUUGGAAAAAUUCUUAAAAUUUAUAAACAGAAAUGCCUACAUCAUGAUUGCCAUAUAUGGUAAAAACUUCUGCACCUCUGCAAAGGAAGCGUUCUUUUUGCUCAUGCGGAAUGUGGUGAGAGUGGCAGUUCUGGACAAAGUUACAGACUUUCUUUUAUUCCUUGGGAAGAUCCUGGUUGCUGGUGGUGUAGGUGUCCUGGCAUUCUUUUUCUUCACACAGAGGAUACCAAUCUUUGCACAGGAAGCACCAGCAUUAAAUUACUACUGGGUACCAUUGUUGACAGUCAUUAUUGGCUCCUAUCUGGUUGCACACGGGUUCUUCAGCGUCUAUGCAAUGUGUGUUGACACACUCUUCCUCUGCUUCUGUGAAGACCUGGAAAGAAAUGAUGGAUCUACAGCAAAGCCCUACUUCAUGUCAGCUAGCCUUCACCGAAUUCUAGGGAAGAAGGAGUUAAGCCCUAAGAAGGCAGUGGGAUAA